AUUAUAAUGCAUUUUCGUAUACGUUUUACCUUGGGGAGGGGCCAGGGGGGCAAGCCUCUUUAAUUAUAGAGUUAGGUGGCUUGGAUUUUCUAAGUCCAUUGUUAUUGUUUCACAAGCGCCUCUAUGCACAGACUGAGCCUCAUACCUGCCUUGCAGUGCACCCUACAAACUAGUUCCUAAGUCAGUAAUAUCCAAAAUGCGCAUGGAUUAUAACGAUUUCGGACAAAAAAACGGUCUUUUAAGAGUUUUAUGUUAUUUUUUUCUCUAUAUUAAAGCAACUAAUGCCACAGCUAUUUGUAUUUUCUAAUACAUUCGUAAAAUGUUACUACGCGAGGGUAUCAGCGGCGGCACCUAACGGCGGGUUCCUGAAGUCAGUUGUUUUCAAGCCGCCAUAAUGGAUGGAAGGCCCGACACUCACUCCCUCAAAAUAUCCGUCUACUUUACCUUUCGACAAUGGGCGUACCAAAGGGUCUUUGCUGUCAGUUAGUGCUGCUGCUGCUUCACCUUUUGGCGCUGGGCAAAGGUGUGCGGGGCAUCAGUUGCUACGUUUGUUCCUCUAAGAACAAGUCUGAUGUCAGUUGUGAGGACCCUUACCACCCGGCGUAUUCAAUCUAUUCUCAGGACUGCCAGGUGCCCAAGGAGGGUCACAUCGGACAGUUCCCUGCCAACUACUGCGUCAAGAUCAUCGGGACAUCAGUGAUGACGAGCGAGUCCCUGGUGAUCCGAACGUGUGUGCUGGAGAACAUGGACUCCCAGUGUGGUGUCUUCAAGUUUGGCGGCGAGCAACUGACUGGCUGCAUCCUCACCUGUAGCUACAAUGGGUGUAAUGCAUCUCCCCCUGCCAACACCCUCUCCCGCCUCGCCCUCCUCUUACCUCUCACCUUACUGUUCUCUUCUCGUGUCUUCUGUUAGUGGUUCGUCGUGGUUGCUCAACGUCUUAGGGGUUA
Molecule: messenger RNA, 947 nt
Organism: Eriocheir sinensis (Chinese mitten crab)
Lineage: Eukaryota; Metazoa; Arthropoda; Malacostraca; Decapoda; Varunidae
Exons: 4
Coding region: 454-912 (152 amino acids)
Biological process (GO): regulation of synaptic transmission, cholinergic; positive regulation of voltage-gated potassium channel activity; sleep
Source: RefSeq, a predicted model, not a curated record